Lodderomyces orthopsilosis Co 90-125 is the source of this 600-nucleotide messenger RNA. It is a transcript of the gene GAR1, whose product is annotated as H/ACA snoRNP pseudouridylase subunit. The transcript has a single exon. Gene Ontology annotation, biological process: ribosome biogenesis; snoRNA guided rRNA pseudouridine synthesis. NCBI's taxonomy places the organism in Eukaryota, Fungi, Ascomycota, Pichiomycetes, Serinales, Debaryomycetaceae. Gene Ontology annotation, cellular component: box H/ACA snoRNP complex. The record is from RefSeq and is a predicted model, not a curated record. Gene Ontology annotation, molecular function: box H/ACA snoRNA binding. Bases 1 to 600 code for a protein of 199 amino acids.
AUGAAUAGAGGCAGAGGCGGCUUUAGAGGCGGCCGGGGUGGUGCUGGCGGAAGACCAAACUUCCAACAAGGUCCACCAGAUACAGUUUUGGAAAUGGGAUCUUUUAUGCAAGCAUGUGAGGGAGAUAUAGUAUGUCGUUCAAUCAAUGUCAAAAUACCCUACUUCAAUGCUCCAAUUUACUUAGAAAACAAAACACAAGUUGGAAAAGUUGACGAAAUAUUAGGACCGUUGAACGAGGUCUUUUUCACAAUAAAACCGUCUGAAGGAGUCAAAGCCGAAUCGUUCAAGGAGGGAGAUAAAUUUUACAUUGGACCUGAUAAACUUUUACCAUUGGAAAGAUUUUUGCCUAAACCUCCAUCGAUAGGACCUAAACCAAAGAGAAAACCUGGUGCUGGUGGUUCUGGUGGCCGUGGUGGCCGUGGCGGAAGCAGAGGUGGCUUUGGUGGUCGUGGUGGAGCUAGAGGUGGAAGUAGGGGAGGCUUUGGUGGCUCAAGAGGUGGUUUCGGCGGUCGUGGUGGCUCAAGAGGAGGAAGUAGGGGAGGUUUUGGUGGUCGUGGUGGAUCCCGCGGCGGAUCUAGAGGUGGAAGAGGAAGAUUUUAA